Cladophialophora immunda is the source of this 609-nucleotide messenger RNA. RefSeq lists its product as uncharacterized. Gene Ontology annotation, molecular function: DNA-binding transcription factor activity. Gene Ontology annotation, biological process: regulation of DNA-templated transcription. The transcript is spliced from 3 exons. Lineage: Eukaryota; Fungi; Ascomycota; Eurotiomycetes; Chaetothyriales; Herpotrichiellaceae. The record is from RefSeq and is a predicted model, not a curated record. The coding region runs from base 1 to 609 and encodes 202 amino acids.
AUGGGGAAAGGUCCGCUCCCGGAUGAGGACUGGACCAAAAUCUCGGACCUGGCGGAGAGACGGCGGAUCCAAAACCGGAUUGCUCAGCGAAACUAUCGUAAGAAGCUCAAGCGAAGACUCGAAGAUCUAGAGCGCCGUGCUGGGUCGUCUUCUGCCUCGCCAGAACAACAGCAUUCGGAACUAGCUACCACUCCCGCCAAAGAGACUUCCCAGAAACAAACUCAAUCCAUGGCCCGCCAGCCUUCGAGAUCAAAGCAUCGCCAGAGAUUUUUACCUUUGGAUGACCACUCCUCACUCUUUGACGCUCCAGCUGGACGCCGUCUUUCAAUCCAUUCUCAGCCGGCAUUUACCUUUUCGUCAUACCCGCCGACCACAGCAUAUCUCCACUAUGAGCACCAACAACACCCCGCGUAUGACAACACGACCAGCCACUACUCGAGCUACCGAUAUCCCGUAGAGGUGACAUCGUCGAGUCUGCCGCCGACGUUACCUACCAUGGUGUCCUCAGCAUACGGGAAGCAGGACCGCCUGUUUGGAGAUGACGACAUGUUAAGUCCAUUCAGCAUGAACUACGCCUCGCUGGCCGGUCUGCAAAUGCCCUCGGACUAA